AUGUCUGCUGUUGAAGAUUUUUUGCAGAAUCCCAUGGAGGAUCUGUUAAACACCUUCACUAAGGAGCAGUUAUUUAAAGUGGCUGACCAUUUUGAAGUGAAAGUCCCUAGUAAGGCCCUUAAAGAUUGUAUCUUGAGUACAAUUAAAGAACAUUUGGUGCAGUUGGGGGUGUUGCCUGCGGCUGUUGAAGGCAGUGAUGCUGUAAGUGCACCAACUCCUGUUUUACCUGCAGUUUUUCCUCAGGUUAGUCCCCCAGAGCAGCCUUUGAAACUUGUGCGGCCUGUGGCUGGGGUGGGUGUGUCUUUGACUUUUGAUCAGCAAAAAGAGUUGUUGACCCUGCAGCAUAAGUUGGAAAUGGAGCGUAAUAAGGCACAGGAGAGGGACCAGGCUCUGCAUGCUGUUGAACUGGAAAAACUGAGAUACACUGCCAGUUUUACGUGA
This is a messenger RNA of Xyrichtys novacula (pearly razorfish), 441 nucleotides long. Lineage: Eukaryota; Metazoa; Chordata; Actinopteri; Labriformes; Labridae. The record is from the annotation of a GenBank genome assembly.